AUGUCACGGCCUCGUACGGAAAGUGAGCUAAAACUUGUCUCUAAAAUAGUAGAGGAGUGCGCCCAGAGGGGAGAUGUGGUGUCGGAGCGUUUGGUGGCUUUCAUGGUGGAAGCUGUGCUGCUGGACCCCAAACAUGGGUUUGAAGUUUCUUCUCCGCUGACCGAACAAGACGUCCAAAAGCUCCAAGAGCUCUGUGUGGCUAAACUCAUGGAAAAGUGCAGCCCAUCACUUGACACAAUCAAAAUGCAAGUGUAUUUUGAUGAGAACUAUACUUCUCCACGUGCACUCCUUGAGGAAGUCCAUCGAGUGCUGGAGUCCAGACUGACUCUGCUGAGCCGUGAGAUCACAGACAGCAGAGUGAAAACCGGGGACGAGAUGGAUGUUCUGUACUGUAAAAUCAUCACCUAUAUCUUGCUGGGAUCUGACAUGGGCUCAACUACAGAUACCAACGUACAAGAAGUCGCAGCUGUCCUGCAGACUGUUUUUGACAAGAAUGAACUGGGGGCCUUCGUGCUACUACCAAAGAAAGACAAAGAAGAAAAGCUUCAUGAGCUCACCAUGAUUGUCACAGGGAUCCGACUCUUCAACAAAGCCAACACGAAAGGAAAGGAAGAGUUCAGCAUUCAGGAACUGAUGCCUGCACUUAAAGAAGCCCUUCCAGCCACCAGCAACAGCAUAAAAAAGGAGCUGAGUCUGACGCAGGAACUGGCAUGGAAAUACACGGCUGUGCUGGAGAAGCUAACAGACCCUGACAUUCAACCCCAAGAGUGUGACGUCCCCAUCGACCUUCUCAGACCGGCUCUCUACAACGUCAGGCAGCACCAAGUUUUCCUCAAACUCUUACUGGCCGAUGCAUCUCAGUGUACCAGGCAUGUUGAAAAACUUCACAAGGAACUCUUAUCUCAGUUGAAGCUGCUGAGAGAAACUUCCCUGCCAAAGACAACUGUACCAACUUCAGAGGUUUUUCCUCAAUUCAAGGAUGCGUCAAAGUUGUGGUCUGACCUCCAGAGUGAGGCUAACCUGCUGAACAUCUUCAGUGACAUCGCUAUCAACCUUCAGCCCUUCCUGGCCUCUCAGGACAAGAUCUUUUCUGAAGCUUGUCCUGACAGCUUUCUGGAGGCCGCAGAGGUGAAGACGGAUGAACAGAGACUGGCAGAGUUGUUGUCUGGUAUGCAUGGUAUUGAUCCAGCUGAGUGGAAGACACAGGAAUGGCUAAUGCCUGAAACAACAGCCGGGUUUAAUGAGCUUCCACUCGAGUACAACGGAUUCUGUGGUUAUGCCCUUGUGAACAGACAUGGCCUUUUACUUCCAGGUAAUCCACAUAUUGGAGUUCUGAAACACAAGGAGAAGUUCUAUGCUUUUAGCUCCAGAGAGGCUGCCUUGAAAUUUGCCUCCUGCCCAGAUGACUUUGUUGCGCAGGUGGAAGAAAAAGCCAAGUGUUCUGCUGAGCUCAUUCAGCUUCUCAAACUCCAUCAGCAGUUUUCCUGGGUCACCCCGCCCUCUGAGGCUAGUGGCCUCAACCAGCCGGUCACAAAGUGUGAAAUCAGCACACAGACUGACCUUCAUCCCGUGGAGAGAAACAUCAGCAAGUCAUAUGAGUGGAAUGAGUGGGAGCUUCGUCGACAAGCUAUCAAACUGGCUAAUCUUCGGACCAAAGCAACACGCUCUGUGCAGACUGAUAUGAGCCACAUGAGGAGGGAAAACAGCACUCAGACCUGGCAGCUGAAGGAUGCUGCAUGUCAAAGCAAGAGAGACUCGUGCAGCAACACGCCCAACCCACAGACCUACCUGGCAGGUCUGAGAAGCCGAGAACCUGCACCUGAGGUCAAAAUCAACCUGACCAGAUCUGUUGAUGAAUGA
Molecule: messenger RNA, 1860 nt
Organism: Cololabis saira (Pacific saury)
Lineage: Eukaryota; Metazoa; Chordata; Actinopteri; Beloniformes; Belonidae
Gene: cfap206
Product: cilia and flagella associated protein 206
Exons: 12
Coding region: 1-1860 (619 amino acids)
Biological process (GO): regulation of flagellated sperm motility; regulation of cilium beat frequency; sperm axoneme assembly
Cellular component (GO): axoneme; ciliary basal body
Source: RefSeq, a predicted model, not a curated record